AUGAAACAUAAAAUUUUGUCUGUCAUAGGAUCUGUCACUGCUCUGACAAGGAAGCAAGAGGCCGCCGAGCAGAGUCGCCGAAGAGCGGCUUUGGCAACAACAUCGAAAAAACAGGAGCCAACUGCAAACGAGGAGUAUGAAGAUGAUGACGAAUUUCAGGAUCAAUGUCCAGAGCCCAAUGGAUAUUUUCCGGAUGCGGAACAAUGCGAUAAAUAUUACGACUGUCGAGAUGGCAAGAUAACGGAAAAAUUGUGUCCGGACGGUCUCGUUUUCAAUGAUUUCAGUCCACAGCACGAGAAGUGCGAUUUACCAUUCGGCAUCGAUUGCACAAAAAGACCCAAAUUACAAAAGCCGCAACCAUCGCCACACUGUCCGCGCAUGCACGGCUACUUUGCCCACGAGGAUCCCAGGAACUGCAAUACUUUUUAUUACUGCGUGGAGGGCAAGUAUAACAUGAUCACCUGCCCGGAUGGUUUGGUCUUCUCCGAAAAGACCGGCAUCUGCAACUGGCCAGACGAGGCACAGAAGAAGGGUUGCGGUUCCCGCGAACUCUUCAAUUUCACGUGCCCGAAGGUCGAUGAAUCAGUGGCCGCGACACAUCCACGUUAUCCUGAUACCGAGGAUUGUCAGUAUUUUUACGUGUGCGUCAAUGGUGAGGUACCAAGGCGAAGUGGAUGCAAACUCGGCCAAGCGUUUGACGAACGCUCGGGAAAGUGCGACUGGGCCAGAAAAAUACCCGAAUGCAAAGAUUGGUACAAGGAUCAGCUGACCGACGAAGAAUUGGACGCAUUGGAGAAUCCACCGCCUAAGCCCAAGCCCACCGGUGGACCAAGCAGAAGAAAAGGCAGCAGACCAACAAUAUAGAAUAAACGCUUUAGAUUAAGUGUGUAGGUUUCUAAGCUUCUUUAUUUUUUUAAACUUUAUGUAUAAUAAACUUAUAUUUACUACAA
This is a messenger RNA of Pogonomyrmex barbatus (red harvester ant), 950 nucleotides long. RefSeq names its product cuticular protein analogous to peritrophins 3-B (gene Cpap3-b). The record is from RefSeq and is a predicted model, not a curated record. NCBI's taxonomy places the organism in Eukaryota, Metazoa, Arthropoda, Insecta, Hymenoptera, Formicidae. Gene Ontology annotation, molecular function: chitin binding. Gene Ontology annotation, cellular component: extracellular region.